UCCAGGGCACUCAGCUUCCGUUUUGAACGCAAACUGAACUACUAGGGUGAUUUUAACAUAAGCGGUGAACUUGGUGAAUUUUGCAGAUUUAAUCAAAUAUGGCAAGACAGGGAGUAUCAAGACCAAAGGUGGUCUCAUCAGGUAGGCUGACAGCUUCUGGACGUGGACAAAUACACAAGAAAAGGGUUGUUGAACCGGCAUAUUCUCUUUAUUCUACAGACUCUGAAGAUCAGGUGACAACAAUACACAAGGGACUCGAUCGAUGUGCUGCUUUACUCAACGGGAUACUUCAAGCUGAACAAGCAGCAGAAUCAAAGCCCAAACCACAGGGAACCAAAACCUGCACCUUCAAAUCCAAAACCAAGAAUUUAUCAAGAAAAAUUGAAAAUGACAGGAAAAAGCAUGGGAAGAAGACAAACACAGUUAUACAUGCAAACAAAAGGCCAGCUCCAGUCAAGAAGACAGUUCCAUCUGCCAAUUGUCACCCGAGUUCAGCAGGGCGUCACGAUCUGAACCUUGGGAUCAGACGGGUGCAGGUGUCACAGGAUCAUCCUUCAGGACCGACCCCUGUAACACAAGCAGAACACGAACAGCAAAACUCACUUCCUUUGGCCUGCUCUCAGCCUGCUGCUAGCUGUAAUAUUCCAUCUUCGGGUCAGGUUCACACAUCCACUGUAUUUAACUGUCGGCUGACUACAUCCACACCUGCAUUGAGUCCUCAGAGACCUGGAUCAGCUCACAGUGAACCUUGUACUUCAAAAUGUGUGCUGAGCAGUGGUAGCUUAUCUGGGGAGAUUCAUCAGUUGAGGGCCAUGAGUGCUGCCACCCCAAUCUGCCCUCAUGGAUCUAUAGAAAAGUCUACCACCCCAACUCAAUAUGCUGGUGCUUUUUCCAUGCCACCUGCAGUCCAAUCACAGUCUCUAGCUACCGUUUCUCCUGUCCAAAAUGGAUCCUCCACUUUAGUAGGGCAUGGGGUACCUAUAAUCACUGGCCCAAUCUGCAGUGUCCAUCAGGUGGAAUCAGUAGGGCCAAGUGUUCCUUUGGCAUCAUCCACUGGGUCCUCGAACUGUCCCUCAUCUGCAGUGCUAGAAACACAGGUGUCCAACCAGGUGCCCAGCCAGUCUCAAACUAACCCAGAUGGACCAGUACUGAUUAUUUGCAGUGACCAGGAACAGGAGAUACAUUCUAAAGAAAGUUCAAAAGAGGGUGGAAUGAAUGCAGAGGAUGAACAUAAGGAUGGGAUGGACACUACACCUGUCAGAGACAUCAGCACUGAGAAAUUAACAGUUCUGACUCACAAAGCCAAUCCCACCAGUCCAGAGAAAACUGCACAAAAAGUGAUGACUGUUAAAUAUCUGCUGGGAGAGCUGAAGACUUUAGUUGCUAAUCAGGACAGUGAUGCUGUGCGGCUGAUUUCUGAGGUGGAGCAGAGCAUCUCACUACUUCCUGUCAUGGUGGGCAGCACCAACAUCCAGGCUGAGAUUGCGCUCGCCUUACAGCCACUCAGGAGUGAGAAUGUACAGCUGAGAAGGCGUUUACGAAUACUUAAUCAGCAGUUAUUAGAGAAAGAGAGAGCAGAACGGAGGAACAGGCCGGAGGCCUGCGACAUGGAGGUGGUUGCGUUGCAGUCUCUGAACCUCACUCUACAAACUCAGUUAAAUGAGAGCCGUAGAGAGCUCAAUAAUCUGCAACAGGAGAACAUGAGACUACGGAAAGCCAUGGAGGACAAAGACAAUGACCUGAAGCAGCACAAAGACUUGUGUGAGUUAGAGAACAACCGGCUAAGACUGGAAGUGAGUGAGGCAUUAGCUGAAAUGCAGAAUUGCCAGAGUAAACUCGGAAAGUACGAGAUUGAGAAGCCUGCAUUGACUUUAAGCCUUCAGCAGAGGGAGGCAGAGAUCAGCAGACUGCAGGAAGUCAUCAGAAAUCUGCAGAGAAGUCAAACAAAAGACACCAGCAAAUACUCUCAUCAGCUGGACUUAUGUCAACCAAACUCUCAGCUUACCAAGAGUGUUCUGCAAUUGCACGAAAAUGCACAGAGGGAAACUACUGUGUCCAAUACACUUUCAAACUCUGUAAAAACCUACCUUCAGACUCUGGAGGGCAGUGAACAGGCCUCUCCUCCCCAACAAAUUGACUGUAGUUCCCAGACAUUAUACCCAGGUCAGUGUGAUGGUGGAAAAGUGAACUUUAUGCCCUCAGACAUUAAAGUCUGCUCUCCAUAUAUACACAGACCAACCCUGGAAACAAUAGCUGAGAAUGUGGCUCAUUCGUUUGCCCCUUUAAGAGAGACUCCAGUGGUGCAACUUACCACAGGAGUUGCUCAUAGUAAUCCACUCACUCACUAUAACGAGCUGAUAACAGCCAAGCAUCAAAGGGAAAAUGUGGGUCGUGCUUUUGAAAAGCUGGACAUCUCAGAUGGGCUCCACAGUCAGGAUGUGAAGAAUGAUGGCCGAGAUUACAUUUCAGAUCAUCAUGGUAUGGCCCCACAUUUGAAUCAGAAAAAUAAGAGCCCGAACUAUCAUCUGGGGCAAUCCCAACAUGCCCGUCGAUGCCUAAGGAUAGGUGUUCAGUCAGCAUACACUGGACACCCUUCAGCGAUGGAGAACACCUUUUCUUCUUGUGAUAUUAAAUCUUUAGCCUCUGAUUGGAGCAUAAACUCCUGGUCAACAUUUAACACACAGGAUGAGCAGAAUUUCAGAGAUGGGCUUGCAGCACUAGAUGCCAGCAUAGAAAGUCUGCAGAAGACACUGAGAGUAGAUCUAAAGAACUAAUUCAGUAUGCUAAUGUGUGUACUGUGUUUUUAACUUGAUUAUAUGUAAUUAGUAGAUGUUUUUAAAUGUCUCUCUAUUUUUAUUAAAUUAUGUCAAAUAUCAAAGAAUAUUACAUUUCUCAGUGCAUUUCUUAAUACUAAGUUGCAGCUAUCUAGGAUUCCAUCUUGUGUAACAAAAAUGUUGAAUAUUAAAUCCAUGCAGGUCACGCUUUGUCCUGUAUUUUAACAUUAAACGCUCACAAAG
Labeo rohita (rohu) is the source of this 3017-nucleotide messenger RNA. It is a transcript of the gene ccdc14, whose product is annotated as coiled-coil domain containing 14. The record is from RefSeq and is a predicted model, not a curated record. NCBI's taxonomy places the organism in Eukaryota, Metazoa, Chordata, Actinopteri, Cypriniformes, Cyprinidae. Gene Ontology annotation, biological process: protein localization to centrosome. The transcript is spliced from 14 exons. Bases 99 to 2774 code for a protein of 891 amino acids. Gene Ontology annotation, cellular component: centriolar satellite.